UCUAAUAUCUUUUAAUUGCCUUUACAGAUACAGGUUGCUAGGCAACUUAGAGGCAUGACUUCCAUAUGUAACUGUACCCGAACUCUCUUCCCAAGGCCGCUCAUCUGCCCUUUCCCUUUGCAUAGCGGCGGUCGCCACGGUGUUGGUGUAAGGUAUUCAAGGCCCACUAGGUGAAGAUAUUGAUACUAGUGGAAAUGUGGGUGGUGAUGGUAUCAAGGUUUGACGCCUGUCAUAUGCCGUGACCAAGGCAGUAUAUACCGCCGUGACGGUCGUUCGACACUUUCCUACAAUCAGUCACCAUCAGUUACUUGUGGUUUAUGACCCAUAGAAAUGUUCUUUGCAUAGUCCCUUACAGAUCAAGAUGAAUGAUAUGAACAAGAUCAGCUGCUGAGUGCUGGCUGGAACGUCCGUGCGCGGUGCAGCCGGCCGGGGUAAUAUCUGCCGCCGCCGCCACCGCCGCCAGCAGCGUCAGUCGCUGCGCGUCUGCAGAGGGAGGCGGUCGGCCGCCAGCACCGCUCAGCCGCCGCCGCCGCCACAGCAGCAGCAGCAGCAGCCACAGCAGCAGCAGCCAUGGCCGGCUACCGGCCUGCCGUGCACGUGGUGCAGCUGAAACCCGUCUCGGUGCCGCAGUGCAUGCAGGAGGGCCAGAAGUUCAUCAAGUGGGAUGAGGACUCGCCGACCGGCGUCCCGGUGACCCUCAAGGUGGACCCGCACGGCUUCUACCUCUACAUGGUCGACCAGAACAAGGAGGUGGAGUUGCUGGAUAUCCUCACCAUCAGGGACACCAGGACGGGACGCUACGCGCGCACGCCGAAGGACCAGAAGGUGCGGGAAAUCGUCACCAUGGGCAGCACGGGCACCCUGGAGGACAAGACGCUGACCGUCUGCUACGGCCCGGACGUGGUCAACGUCAGCUUCGUCAACUUCUGCUGCAACAGUCGCGACACGGCCAAGCUGUGGUGCGACGAGCUGCUGAAGAUGGCGUACAACCUGCUGUCGCUGAACGGCAGCAUCACCACGUUCCUGCAGAAGGCGCACACACGCAUCUGUCGGGACGUGGAUCGCGCCGGCCGGAUCCCCGUCAAACACGUGGUGAAGUCUAUAGCCAGUAAUAAGGAGGACCGGAAGCGUGUCGAAAAGGCGAUGGAGGCGGCAGGUCUACCGAGUGGGAAGUCUGACACGCUAGAACCCGAGGCGUUCACAUUCAGACACUUCCUGGCAUUCUACAUGCACCUGACCGGACGACAGGAGCUGGAACGCAUCUUCGACGAACUGUGCGGCUGCAAGAGGAAGAGCUUCAUGACCGUGCAGCAGGUGGUAAACUUCCUCAAUAACGAGCAGCGCGACCCCCGGCUCAACGAGAUCCUCUACCCGUACGUGGACGAGCAGAAGGCGCGAGAGCUGAUCGCCCAGUACGAACCCAACAAGGCCAAUGUGAACAAAGAUCAGCUGAGUCUGGAGGGGUUCAUGCACUACCUGAUGAGCGAGGACAACGGCGUGAUACCUCCGGAGAAGUACGAUCUCAGCGACGACAUGGAGCAGCCGCUGUCGCACUACUUCAUCAACUCGUCCCACAACACCUACCUCACUGGUCACCAGCUGACCGGCAAGUCGUCGGUGGAGAUAUACCGUCAGUGCCUGCUGAUGGGAUGCCGCUGUGUGGAGCUCGACUUCUGGAACGGGAAGACCAAGUCGGAGGAGCCCAACGUGUGCCACGGCUACACGCUCGUACCCGAGAUACCCGCCAGGGACGUGAUAGAGGCGAUCGCCGAGUCUGCCUUCAAAACCUCCGAGUGGCCGGUGAUUCUGUCGUUCGAGAACCACUGCAACCCCAAACAGCAGGCCAAGAUCGCCCAGUACUGCCGGGAGCUGUUCGGGGACAUGCUGCUCGAUGAGCCGCUGGAAGACUACCCGUUGGUGCCUGGGACGCCGCUGCCGCCGCCGUCAGCGCUACGGAGAAAAAUCCUCAUCAAGAACAAGAAGAAGCACAAGCCGAAGGUGACGAGCAAGUCUGACACGACGUUUCACGUGCCUGUGGAACAGGUGGAGCCGGCGGAAGCCACGUCCACUCCUACGCAGCAGGCGCUGGGUAACGGUGAUGUCUCGCGGGGACCGUCCUCGGCUCCCGGCACGGAGAAGGACGCCUCUCGUGAGGACGAGGACGCGGAUGAGGACAGCAGCUCCGACUCGGACGAGGACUGUCUGAGCGCCGAGGAGCGCAAACUGCGCGAGCGACGGCAGAAGGAGACGGGUACCGCCGGGAAGGAGUCGGAGGCCGGGGCUGAGAUCUCCGCACUGGUCAACUACGUCCAGCCCGGGCACUUCAAGAGCUUCGCAGAGGCCGAGCGUCGUGACCGCAGUUACGAGAUGUCCUCACUGGUGGAGACCCAGGCCAUGGCCAAUCUGAAGGCAUUCCCGGUCGACUUUGUCAACUACAACAAGCGGCAGCUGAGCCGGGUCUACCCGCGCGGCACCCGGGUCGACAGCUCCAACUUCAUGCCGCACAUGUUCUGGAACGCCGGCUGCCAACUGGUGGCGCUCAACUUCCAGACGCUCGACCUGCCGACGCAGCUGAACACGGGCAUCUUUGAGUACAACAACCGUUCGGGGUACCUGCUGAAGCCGGAGUUCAUGCGCCGCUCGGACCGGCUGCUCGACCCGUUCGCCGAGUCGACCGUGGACGGCAUCAUCGCCGGCACCGUCUCCGUCAAGGUGAUCUCUGGCCAGUUCCUCUCUGAGAAGCGCGUUAAUGUGUGGGUGGAGGUGGACAUGUACGGUCUGCCGGCCGACACAGUGCGGCGGCGCUUCAAGACGCGCGUCAUCCAGAACAACGCCAUCAACCCCGUCUGGGAUGACGAGACGUUCGUCUUCAAAAAGGUUGUGCUGCCGGACCUGGCCUUUAUCCGACUGGCGGCGUUCGAGGAGUCGGGCCGGCUGCUCGGACACCGCGUGUUGCCGGUGGUGGGUCUGCGGCCCGGCUACCGGCACAUCAGUCUGAGGAACGAGUCCGGACAGCCGCAGGGACUCAGCACACUGUUCGUCAAGGUGAAGGUGGGCGACUACGUCAAGGACUGUUUCUCGGACAUUGCCGAGGCGCUGGCCAACCCGAUCAAGUACCAGAGCGAGCUGGAGAAGCGAGCGCAGCAGCUCAGCGUGCUGGCAGACGAGGCAGACGACGUCGAGGUGGAGUCUGGCGACGCCGCGCUGCGUCCCCCCGCCUCCAGUCUGCUGGAUGGCUCCCAGUCGCUGGGCGGAGACGCUGCUCCCUCGGCGGUGGCCGGGUCAGCCAGUCAGACAGCGCAGGCCACCGCCGCCGCCCCGGACACAAACGGAACUGGAGUGAUGCCGGCGGGGGCGGCGGACACUGUGACCACCAACGCUGGUACCGGCUCGGUGAAGACGGCCACGGCGAACGCGGGCUCCACCGAGGACAUCGCCACGCCCGAGCACCUGGUGACGGCCGAGCCGCUGGACCAGCUCUGGGAGGAGAAACAGGUGCGCGAGCGGCGCCUCGAGCUCGAGAAGAAGCUCGACAACCUGCGCCGCAAGUACGACAAGAAGCGCGCGCAGCUGCAGGACGCCGGUGCCGGCAGCACGCCCGUCAGAAGGAACACCUUUUCCAGGUCGCACAACAGGCUAGUCAAAAAGAUCUCGAUCAAAACGUCCACGGAGCCGGCCGAGUCGGGCGACCAGAACGCCAUCGAGGCGUGCUGCUCUCAGUUGGCCGCCAAGGAGCGGGAGCUCCGCGCUCAACAUAUCGACCUGAUCCACGACACGCUGGAGAAGGUGGUGCGCAGCUCGCAGGCCGCCCAGCUGAAGAAGCUGCAGAGCCACCACGACCGGCGCGUCGCCGAGAGUCGGAAAAACCUGGAGAGCGAGCUGCGGGAGGCCAACCGGGAGCUCGUCAAAAAGGGCUCCUCCAAGGACGAGCUCUCCAGACUGCGGCGUGAGAUGUCCAAUGUGAUUAUCGAGGCGGAGGUCCAGCGGCGCAGUCGGCUCAACGACCUGCUCGCCCAGGAGAUGCAGGCGCUCAAACAGCAGCACGACCAGGUUCGGCAGCAGGUGCAGAAGCGGCGCGAGGAGGCGCACCAGCAGCUGGCCGCCGAGCAGGAGACGCGUCUCACCGAGCUGCUGCGCGAGUGGCGGCCGUGCGCGGCGGCCGACGGCGCGCCCUCAUGAGGGUCCGCGUCCGGCCGCCGGCGCCGCACCCUCACCGUCGCCGCCCGUCUGCUGGGGGCUCUGCGCCGGCUGCGGCUGCGCUGAUUGUUGGAGAAAGUACGGGCAGCACCGCCACUAGGUUCAGAAUGGUGGCACGAGAACAUAUAACUGAUGCGUGUCGAACAAGUACAAAGUCUCGGGCGGACGGGCCGCGGGGGUGGGCUCGACGCGUCCUGACAGUCACCUGUCGGUUUGGGGGUGCACUAGCCGGGGCGCCGGCGGCUCCGGGGAACCGGCGCCGGCCCUGUUCAUUGUUGACGUGUCGGAUCCUCGGUAGCGCAGAGUUGUUUUGGGACAGUAUUGCUGAUUGCUAGCCUAUUUAUAUAUGAUUUGCCCGGUGCUGUGCGCGUUGUCCGCUGGGCAUGCGUCACAUAUGUAUGCAAUGCGGCGCUGGUGUGCCGGCUAUCGACGUUACGCUGUAGUCAUCUCCGUGCUGUGUGCGUACAGUGCUUUACGGGGCCGCUGUGGGGCGGGGCGGCCGCUGCAAUAGGGAUGAUACCGCCGCCCGCCCGCAGGCCGCUGGGCUUUUCUCUCUGUGUGCGUGUAGAGGCGCCGUGCCAGUGACGGGGGUAGUGGGGGCCAGACAGCGGAGGCCAUAGAGCUCCGCGCACCCGAUACUUGUUCCUCAACGAGAACAAAGCCACCGUUUUAUCAGAGACCAUUGCUGGGUCCAGUUGUUCAAGUGGUUUGACGGUUAGAUUUGCAGGAAUAUUUACAUGACAUGACGGCGUGUGGCCGGUGGUAUGGUGGACCAUCUUUCAGUGGCGCCCCGCGCUGGCUGGAGCGGCGGACGCUCCCCUGUGCCCCCAGGAUCAGUCCCUAGUCAGGACUCGUCGGAUUCCACAGUUGUGCUGAUCCCGGGCGUCCGUUGUGAGUCCGCUCGGCCGGCCGUCGACCGCGGUUCGGCGGCGAGUCGGCAGAUAUGGUAGCUUUACCGGGCGGCAGGCAUGCUGCCCCGCCCCCACCCCCGCACCCGCCGCGGAUAGCCAGUGCCGCCUGUGUGUGGACAGGGGCGGCGGGUCUGUAGGGCAGGCAGGCCGCAGCCGAAUUUCUACACGGGGAUGGUCAAUGUGCUGUGAUUUGGAGAUGUCUACCUGUGCCCUGUUUUCAAUCAUUCCCUUCUUGAUCAGGUAAUUCGCUGUUGUGCGGCUUUUCCUUGUAUGUGUCAAUAAAGACCAAAGCCAUA
This is a messenger RNA of Amphibalanus amphitrite, 5404 nucleotides long. RefSeq names its product 1-phosphatidylinositol 4,5-bisphosphate phosphodiesterase classes I and II-like. NCBI's taxonomy places the organism in Eukaryota, Metazoa, Arthropoda, Thecostraca, Balanomorpha, Balanidae. Gene Ontology annotation, biological process: phosphatidylinositol-mediated signaling; lipid catabolic process. The record is from RefSeq and is a predicted model, not a curated record. The transcript has 27 exons. Gene Ontology annotation, molecular function: phosphatidylinositol-4,5-bisphosphate phospholipase C activity; calcium ion binding. The coding region runs from base 571 to 4179 and encodes 1202 amino acids.